CAAAAAAAUUGAUGUAUAAAUUUUGAUUUUGAGGUCAAUACUCAAUCAGCAAUAGCCAAGGAAGCCAUCACCUUUUUACCUUAGCAUCUAUCUCUCUCUCUUCUUCCUCACCUGCACCUUUUGCUGGUCAGGUUUCUCAUUGAACCCUGGAGAAUCCAGAACCAAAUCCCCCAAAUUCUCUCCCCUAAACUCUAAAUUAUUCAUCAAUCAUUAGUAAAAUUGAUCAAUCUUUAGUAUGAGCAGAAGGGUUCGCCGGAAAGUGGCAAAGAAGGGUAAAGAAAAGCUCCUUUUACCCAGCUACCCUGAGCUCAUUCUUGAUGAAAACGACGGCGAUUUCUCUCAUUCUAUCUUACCCGUCAGCCCUUCCUCCAAUUCCUCCUUACUCACCACCUUCAGAGGUGUCGCCGUCGAUUGGACCACUUUACCGGAUGAUACUGUAAUCCAGCUUUUCGCUCUCUUGAACUAUAGAGACCGAGCUAGCUUGUCUUCUUCGUGUCGAACAUGGCGCAAUCUGGGGUCCACACCUUGUUUGUGGGAGUCUUUAGACCUCCGGGCUCACCGCUGCGACGCUACCUCGGCGGUUUCGUUGUCCUCACGGUGUUCGAACCUCCGCCGCCUUCGAUUUAUUGGGACGGAGUCAGCUGAUGCAAUUGUUUAUCUUAAAGCAAGGGACUUGCGAGAGAUUUCUGGCGAUUACUGCCGGAAGAUGACCGACGCUACCCUUUCUGUCAUUGCUGCCCGGCAUGAGAUGCUUGAGAGUCUUCAAUUGGGACCGGAUUUCUGUGAGAGAAUCAGCAGUGAUGCGAUCCGGGCAGUUGCAAUUUGCUGCCCGAGGUUGAGGAGGCUCAGAUUAUCAGGGGUAAGAGAAAUUGAUUCUGAUGCUAUUAAUGCCCUUGCUAAGAAUUGUGUUAAUUUGUGUGAUAUUGGGUUUAUGGAUUGUUUGAAAGUUGAUGAAACUGCUUUGGGUAAUGUGGGUUCCCUUAGAUUUCUAUCUGUUGCUGGGACUUCUAAUUUGAAAUGGGGUUUGGUGUCUCAUCUUUGGAGUAAGUUGCCUAAUUUAGUUGCAUUAGAUGUUUCAAGGACUGAUAUUGGUCCUACUGCGGUGUCGAGGAUGUUGUUGUCUAGUCAGAGUUUGAAGGUUUUGAGUGCACUCAAUUGUACACAUGUUGAGGAAGAUGCAAACUUUGUGACUAGCAGCAAUGGGACCAAAGGUAAGUUGUUGUUGUCCCUGCUCAAUGAUAUUUUCAAAGGGGUAGGUUCUUUAUUCGUCGAUAAUUCAAUGAAAGGAAGGAAUGUGUUUUUGGAUUGGAGGGAUUCCAAGAGGAAAGAUCGGAAAUUGGAUGACAUUAUGACUUGGCUCGAAUGGGUUCUCUCGUAUUCACUUUUGCGAAUUGCCGAGAGUAAUCCUCCUGGUUUGGAUAACUUUUGGGUCAGUCAGGGUGCUACAUUGUUGCUCACUUUGAUGCAGAGUUCACAGGAGGAUGUUCAGGAAAGGGCAGCUACUGGGCUUGCUACUUUUGUGGUUAUUGAUGAUGAGAAUACAAGCAUUGAUGGAAAACGAGCGGAAGCAGUUAUGCGUGGUGGGGGUGUGCAGCUUCUCCUUUAUCUCGCCAGUUCGUGGCGGGAAGGAUUGCAGGCAGAGUCUGCUAAGGCAAUUGCAAAUUUGUCUGUAAAUGCUAGUGUUGCAAAAGCUGUAGCUGAUGAAGGAGGUAUCACUAUUCUUGCAAAUUUGGCAAGGUCCAUGAACAGGCUGGUUGCCGAGGAGGCUGCUGGUGGAUUAUGGAAUUUGUCAGUUGGAGAAGAGCACAAGGGUGCCAUUGCAAAGGCAGGAGGUGUUAAAGCUUUAGUUGAUCUUAUCUUCAAAUGGUCAACUGGUGGUGAUGGAGUUCUGGAACGAGCGGCUGGUGCUUUGGCUAACUUGGCAGCUGAUGACAAAUGUAGCAUGGAGGUCGCACUUGCUGGUGGUGUACAUGCAUUAGUGACGCUGGCCCGCAACUGCAAGUUUGAGGGAGUGCAAGAGCAGGCUGCACGAGCCUUGGCAAACUUGGCAGCUCACGGUGAUAGUAACAGUAACAAUUCAGCUGUAGGACAGGAGGCUGGUGCUCUUGAAGCCUUGGUACAGCUGACACAAUCUCCUCAUGAAGGCGUCAGGCAGGAGUCUGCUGGUGCAUUGUGGAAUUUGUCAUUUGAUGAUCGAAAUCGGGAAGCAAUUGCUGCUGCUGGUGGUGUUGAGGCAUUGGUAGCUCUUGCACAAUCUUGCUCAAAUGCUUCUCCAGGUCUUCAGGAAAGGGCUGCUGGUGCUUUAUGGGGUCUAUCAGUGUCAGAGGCAAAUAGCAUUGCUAUCGGUCGGGAAGGAGGUGUUGCGCCUCUUAUUGCGUUGGCACGUUCCGAAGCUGAAGAUGUUUAUGAGACAGCUGCUGGAGCUCUUUGGAACCUUGCCUUUAACCCUGGUAACGCACUGCGGAUUGUGGAAGAAGGUGGGGUCCCUGCCCUUGUACAUCUCUGUUCCUCUUCAGUGUCAAAGAUGGCAAGGUUCAUGGCUGCAUUAGCACUGGCAUAUAUGUUUGAUGGAAGGAUAAGUGAAGUUGCUGUGACAGGAACUUCAUCUGAGGGCGCGUCAAAGUGUGUAAGCUUGGAUGGAGCUAGAAGGAUGGCUUUGAAACAUAUUGAAGCAUUUGUGCUUACCUUUUCUGAUCCUCAAGCAUUUGCAGCAGCUGCAAUAUCAUCAGCUCCUGCAGCAUUGGCACAAGUAACAGAAGCAGCUCGAAUACAGGAAGCUGGGCAUCUUAGAUGCAGUGGAGCAGAAAUUGGGAGAUUUGUGGCAAUGCUGCGUAACCCGUCUUCAAUAUUAAAGACUUGUGCUGCCUUUGCUCUUCUCCAGUUCACAAUACCAGGUGGCCGGCAUGCUGUACACCAUGCAAAUCUGUUGCAGAAUGCAGGAGCCGCAAGAGUCCUGCGUGCAGCAGCAGCAGCUGCAACUGCUCCACUUGAAGCCAAAGUCUUUGCGAGAAUAGUUCUGCGAAAUCUGGAACAUCACCUGAUUGAAAUGUCAAUUUGAAGACCCACGACCCACAGACCCUAUCAACCUUGGCCUUUAUCUUGAAGCCUUCUUCAUACUGGUGUUACUUAGAAGGCUUCUCCGCAGUGUUGUAUAUUCAGGACAAUAUUUCAUCAGCAUCAGGAAAUGACACGGGGUUCUAUAUAAAAUACCAGAAAGCAACCCGGGUUCAGGUUCUUCGAGCCUGAAGCUUUUCGAAAAUGUUGAAUUAUGAGUUAGUGAAAAAAGUAAUUUGUCCUGUAAGUGUUUUGAAGACAAUUAAAAUCACCAUUUUUUGUUGGUCCCAUGGGCGACUUGGUGGUCAUGUACUCAUUGUGACGAUAUUUUCAUAUUAUGUGUGCAGUUGACAAAUAUUAUUGGACUUGUGAAUAAGGGCACAUUUGCCCUGUGACUGCAACCUAUUCUUCAA
Molecule: messenger RNA, 3467 nt
Organism: Spinacia oleracea (spinach)
Lineage: Eukaryota; Viridiplantae; Streptophyta; Magnoliopsida; Caryophyllales; Amaranthaceae
Product: protein ARABIDILLO 1
Exons: 12
Coding region: 236-3058 (940 amino acids)
Molecular function (GO): protein binding
Source: RefSeq, a predicted model, not a curated record